Salvia hispanica is the source of this 1125-nucleotide messenger RNA. Its product is annotated as cation-dependent phenylpropanoid and flavonoid 8-O-methyltransferase 1-like. Lineage: Eukaryota; Viridiplantae; Streptophyta; Magnoliopsida; Lamiales; Lamiaceae. The record is from RefSeq and is a predicted model, not a curated record. Gene Ontology annotation, molecular function: S-adenosylmethionine-dependent methyltransferase activity; O-methyltransferase activity.
GUAGAGCAUGCCUUGAUUUAUUUUGUAUACUUUGUAGAAGCCUCAAUUGUCGUGAAUUAGUCAUUUCAGAAGUGAGAGCAAAAGAAGAGUGGCUUUUGAAAGAUCAUCCCUUCCCUUGUGAGGAGUCAUGGAAUCCAAAGCUGUGAUCAAUACUAAGUCUAAAGAAAGGGGUGUGUUGCAAAGCCCAGAGUUAUACAAUUAUAUAAUGGAUACUAGUGUGUAUCCACGCGAACACGAGUGUCUAAAGGAGCUCAGGGCUAUCACAUCCACUCAUCCAAGGGCUGUGAUGGGUACAUCACCAAGGGCUGUGAUGGGUACAUCACCGGAUGUGGGACAGUUUUUGGACUUGCUUCUAAGGACAAUCAACGCGAAAAAGACGAUUGAAAUUGGAGUGUUUACUGGAUAUUCCCUUCUUCAAACUGCCCUCACAAUUCCAGACGAUGGAAAGAUCACAGCCAUAGACGUGAACCGGAGCUCGUAUGAGAUCGGAUUACCUAUCAUUGAAAAGGCAAGGGUGAAGCACAAGAUCAACUUCAUCGAAUCUGAGGCUCUUCCGGUUCUUGAUGAGUUACUAAAAGAUGCAGAGAAUAAGGGUUCGUUUGACUUUGCGUUCGUUGAUGCUGAUAAAGACAACUAUGCAAAUUACCAUCAGAGAAUGAUGGAGCUUCUGAAACCCGGAGGUAUAGCUAUUUACGAUAACACCCUCUGGGGAGGGUCGGUGGCAAUGGAUGAAGAGAGUUCAGUUCGGCCGAGGUCGAAGCCUGCGAGGAAGGAUUUGAUAGCGUUUAACAAGUACAUUGCAGGUGAUGCUAGGGUGAAGAUUUCUCAAGUCCCUCUUGGUGAUGGGAUCACUGUUUGUCGCCGUAACUGAAACACUACCAAUGCUCCUCAUGAAGCAACUUAUUAUGUAGGAAUAUAUUUUAAAUAAAUUGGUGUUUGAUGCUCUGCAAAUUGUUAGAUGUAGACAUCUUUUUUCCAAGGUUGGAAUUGUUGUGAUGUUUAAGUCAUUUCACAAGGUUUGUUGUGGGAUGAUAUGAUAUUGUUGCAUUCUCCUUACUUUUAAUUACUAUUGUUGUGGUUGAGUCUAUAUAUGAAUAUAUGGAGUAUCUAAGUUAAUUUAGAUCA